Messenger RNA from Hipposideros armiger (great roundleaf bat), 2606 nucleotides. Its product is annotated as cell division cycle protein 23 homolog. Gene Ontology annotation, cellular component: anaphase-promoting complex. Bases 40 to 1833 code for a protein of 597 amino acids. NCBI's taxonomy places the organism in Eukaryota, Metazoa, Chordata, Mammalia, Chiroptera, Hipposideridae. Gene Ontology annotation, biological process: anaphase-promoting complex-dependent catabolic process; protein ubiquitination; cell division. The record is from RefSeq and is a predicted model, not a curated record. Gene Ontology annotation, molecular function: protein binding. The transcript is spliced from 16 exons.
UUGUCGCUGGUGACUGGCUGGAGUGGCCGAGACAGGAAAAUGGCUGCGAGCCCCUCUGUAGUCCCGGUGGCCCUGACGGCUCCGGUGGUACAGGUUUUGUCAACGAGCGGCGAUUUCUCAAAUUUGCGAGAAAUUAAAAAGCAGCUGCUACUUAUCGCCGGCCUUACCCGGGAGCGAGGCCUACUGCACAGCAGCAAAUGGUCCGCGGAGUUGGCCUUCUCCCUUCCGGCGUUGCCUCUGGCCGAGCUGCAGCCGCCUCCGCCGAUUACAGAGGAGGAUGCCCAGGAUAUGGAUGCUUACACCUUAGCCAAGGCCUACUUUGAUGUUAAAGAGUAUGAUCGGGCAGCACAUUUCCUGCAUGGAUGCAAUAGCAAGAAAGCGUAUUUCCUGUACAUGUAUUCUAGAUAUUUGUCUGGAGAAAAGAAGAAGGACGAUGAAACAGUUGAUAGCCUAGGCCCUCUGGAAAAAGGACAAGUGAAAAAUGAGGCUCUUAGAGAAUUGAGAGUGGAGCUCAGCAAAAAACACCAGGCUCGGGAACUUGAUGGAUUUGGCCUUUAUCUGUAUGGUGUUGUGCUUCGAAAACUGGACUUGGUGAAAGAGGCCAUUGAUGUGUUUGUGGAGGCUACUCAUGUUUUGCCUUUGCACUGGGGAGCCUGGCUAGAACUCUGUAACUUGAUUACAGACAAAGAGAUGCUGAAGUUCCUGUCUUUGCCAGACACCUGGAUGAAAGAGUUUUUUCUGGCUCAUAUAUACACAGAGUUGCAGCUGAUAGAGGAGGCCCUGCAAAAGUAUCAGAAUCUCAUUGAUGUGGGCUUCUCUAAGAGCUCAUAUAUUGUUUCCCAAAUUGCAGUUGCCUAUCACAAUAUCAGAGAUAUCGACAAAGCCCUCUCUAUUUUUAAUGAGUUGAGGAAACAAGACCCUUACAGGAUUGAAAAUAUGGACACAUUCUCCAACCUUCUUUAUGUCAGGAGCAUGAAAUCUGAGUUGAGUUAUCUGGCUCACAACCUCUGUGAGAUUGAUAAAUAUCGUGUAGAAACGUGCUGUGUAAUUGGCAAUUAUUAUAGUUUGCGUUCUCAGCAUGAGAAAGCAGCCUUAUAUUUCCAGAGAGCCUUGAAAUUGAAUCCUCGGUAUCUUGGAGCCUGGACGCUCAUGGGACAUGAGUACAUGGAAAUGAAGAACACAUCUGCUGCUAUUCAGGCUUAUAGACAUGCCAUUGAGGUCAAUAAGCGCGACUACAGAGCCUGGUAUGGCCUUGGGCAGACCUAUGAAAUCCUGAAGAUGCCAUUUUAUUGCCUUUAUUAUUACAGACGGGCCCACCAGCUUCGGCCCAAUGAUUCUCGUAUGCUGGUUGCUUUAGGAGAAUGUUAUGAAAAACUCAAUCAGCUAGUGGAAGCCAAAAAGUGUUAUUGGAGAGCUUAUGCCGUGGGAGAUGUGGAGAAAAUGGCUCUGGUGAAACUGGCAAAGCUUCAUGAACAGUUGACUGAGUCAGAACAGGCUGCCCAAUGUUACAUCAAAUAUAUCCAAGAUAUCUAUUCCUGUGGGGAAAUAGUGGAACACUUGGAGGAGAGCACUGCUUUCCGCUAUCUGGCCCAGUACUAUUUUAAAUGCAAGCUGUGGGAUGAAGCUUCUACUUGUGCCCAAAAGUGUUGUGCAUUCAAUGAUACCCGGGAAGAAGGUAAGGCCUUGCUCCGGCAAAUCCUGCAGCUUCGGAACCAAGGCGAGAUUCCUUCUACCGAGAUGCCUGCUCCCUUUUUCCUCCCUGCUUCAUUGUCUGCUAACAACACUCCCACACGCAGAGUCUCUCCACUCAACCUGUCUUCAGUCACACCAUAGUGACUGCUUUCAAGCUAGCACAUUGCCAGAGCCUUACCUCCAUAUAAAAAAUGGCCAUGUCCUUCCAAGACCCCUAGCCUUUUGUUUGUACAGAUGGAAACAGCUCCUUGGGGAGUUUAUAGACAGAAGAAUCCUGGCAGGAACAGACAUUAUCUUUUGCCAGUUAGAAGCACUUCUGUCUUUCUUCUGUUCAGAGUGGCUACAGAUUUUGGACUUCUUCCCGGACGCCCAACCCGCUGCACAACAUCCCUUUAAUAGCACUUUAGCACAGGCAAGGCUACAGGAACAAAGUUUUAAUGCUGCUGGGAGUGGAAGAUUUCUUUAGCGAGGUGAGCAAGGGAGAAAAGUCUGCCACUGUACCCUCAGUUGACAGGAAGGGCACUGGAUACCCUAGGAAGGUCAGGGCACUGGAUAGACAUGAUCUUGUCCUUGGAUUUGCUGAGUGUAACUCCUCUGUCAGAGGUUGGGUUUAAAUGGAGUGAAGCUAUACAUUCGUUCUUACUCUAGGGAGACAUUCUUCCAAAAUAAGGUUUUGAAAAGUCUCUUGGAAGCUUUCAAAUUGGAAGUAACUUACUAGAGUUGGAUAAAAAAAUGGGGCAAAAGAAUCUCACUGAGCAUGAAACUUAAGGCCCCUACUGAGGGCAUAAGAUGUCUACCGAGUUAUCUAUACCUCUACUAAAGCAAAGCAAGGAGACAGCAUUACAGAUCAUUUCAUGGACAUUUGGGAAUAUCUUUGGUGACUGUACAGAUAAGAAUAAACUCACUUCAAGCUG